AUGGCCGAGCUCUAUCCAUCACUAACGCAAUGUGCCAUUGUGGCUGCAGCGUUCAAAAUUCUGUUAUUCCCGGCAUACAAGUCGACCGACUUUGAGGUACAUCGUAAUUGGCUGGCCAUCACGCACUCCCUCCCGGUCAAGGAGUGGUAUUUCGAGAAAACGUCGGAAUGGACCCUCGAUUACCCGCCCUUCUUUGCGGCCUUUGAGUGGCUGAUGUCGCAAGCUGCCGCAUGGGUUGAUCCAGCGAUGCUGGUGAUCAGCAACCUCAAUUACGCCUCGUGGCAAACUGUGUACUUUCAAAGGUCAACCGUGAUCUUGACAGAACUGGUCCUGGUCUAUGCACUGAGCAGGUUUAUAAAGACCUCCUCUUUGAUGAGGAAGCCAGCAGCACACGUUGCAAGUCUCUCCAUCCUUCUGUCCCCCGGCCUUCUGAUUAUCGACCAUAUCCACUUCCAGUACAAUGGCUUCAUGUACGGCAUUCUCAUCCUGUCGCUUGUACUGGCUCGCAAGCAGCUCCUUGCGAGUGGAUUCCUAUUCGCCAUCGUGCUUUGCUUCAAACACAUCUAUCUAUACCUCUCUUUGGCCUACUUCGUCUACCUCCUCCGUGCCUAUUGCCUGGACCCAAAGAAUGUUUGGCGCCCGCAGAUUGUCAACACGUUUAAGCUGGGAAUUUGUGUCAUUGGGGUUUUUGGGGUGGCAUUUGGGCCAUUCGCCGAUCACCUGCUGCAACUCAGGGAACGGCUUUUCCCGUUUUCAAGAGGGCUAUGCCACGCAUACUGGGCGCCGAACUUCUGGGCUAUCUACUCGUUCAUCGAUCGUGUUUUGAUCUCAGUUGCCCCUCGUCUCGGUCUUUCCAUCAACCAGGAGGCCCUUAACAGCGUGACCCGAGGUUUGGUUGGGGAUACCUCUUUCGCGAUUCUGCCGGAGAUCACCAAGGAGAUGACAUUUGCUCUGACUUUGGUCUUUCAACUGAUUCCCUUGAUGAAGCUCUGGCGUCGUCCGGAUUGGGAUACCUUUAUCGGCGCUAUCACCCUGUGUGGAUAUGCCUCGUUCCUUUUUGGCUGGCAUGUUCAUGAGAAAGCCGUCCUUCUGAUCAUCAUCCCUUUCAGCCUGAUUGCUCUCAAAGAUCGAAGGCACUUCUCCGCGUUUCGCCCACUCGCAGUAGCAGGGCAUGUCUCACUCUUCCCCUUGUUGUUCACAUCUGCCGAGUUCCCUCUCAAGACGGUCUACACCGUCUUUUGGCUGAUUUUGUUCCUUUUCGUGUUCGACCGUAUGGCGCCAGUCCCAGAGCGGCCCCGAGUUUUUCUCUUCGACCGCUUUUCUCUGCUUUAUCUGACCUUGUCUAUUCCUCUUGUUCUCUACUGUUCUGUUCUUCAUAGGCUGGUUUUUGGCUCCCAGCGCUUGCAGUUCCUUCCCUUGAUGUUCAUGAGCAGUUAUUCUGCCCUAGGAGUUGUGGGUAGCUGGGUUGGAUUUAUGGUUGUGUAUUUCACAACAUGA
This is a messenger RNA of Penicillium oxalicum, 1497 nucleotides long. Its product is annotated as dolichyl-P-Glc:Glc1Man(9)GlcNAc(2)-PP-dolichol alpha-1,3-glucosyltransferase ALG8. Bases 1 to 1497 code for a protein of 498 amino acids. Gene Ontology annotation, biological process: protein N-linked glycosylation. The record is from RefSeq and is a predicted model, not a curated record. NCBI's taxonomy places the organism in Eukaryota, Fungi, Ascomycota, Eurotiomycetes, Eurotiales, Aspergillaceae. The transcript has 5 exons. Gene Ontology annotation, cellular component: endoplasmic reticulum membrane. Gene Ontology annotation, molecular function: dolichyl pyrophosphate Glc1Man9GlcNAc2 alpha-1,3-glucosyltransferase activity.